Molecule: messenger RNA, 3603 nt
Organism: Huiozyma naganishii CBS 8797
Lineage: Eukaryota; Fungi; Ascomycota; Saccharomycetes; Saccharomycetales; Saccharomycetaceae
Gene: SLN1
Product: histidine kinase
Exons: 1
Coding region: 1-3603 (1200 amino acids)
Biological process (GO): protein autophosphorylation; phosphorelay signal transduction system
Cellular component (GO): membrane
Molecular function (GO): histidine phosphotransfer kinase activity; phosphorelay sensor kinase activity
Source: RefSeq, a predicted model, not a curated record
AUGUGGUUUCGUCUGAGGAGUUUUACGCCGAAACCGCCGUACAGGGUCGGGAUCAGGGCGCAGCUCACGAUGCUCGUCAGUAUCGUCGCGAUCAUCUCGCUCGUGAUACUGGCGGUCACCACGGGGGUGUACUUCACAUCGAACUACAAGAACCUGCGGUCAGACCGGCUGUACAUUGCUGCGCAGUUGAAGUCUUCACAGAUCGACCAGAAUCUAAACUACCUUUACUACCAGUGUUACUGGGUCGCGUCCAGGGACACGCUGCAGACGGGUCUCGCGAACUACGUCGCGGGGAACAAGUCCGACGCAAACUGGAUGGACUCGCAGAGUGUCCUUGAAAAGUUUCUCGGGUCAUCGAACCUGUUCUCUGUCGCAAGAGUGUACGACUCGUCCUUCACCACGGUGCUCAACACAACGAACAACAGCACGGGGGAUCUCAUCCCAGAAGACGUGCUCACACAGCUGCUCCCACUGUCCACGAACGUGCCGCUGCCCUCGUCGCUCGAGACCAACGGGAUCGUCACGAACCCGGUCAAGAACGGGUCAUCGUACCUCAUGUCUAUGUCGCUGCCCAUCUUUGCAAACCCGUCCAUCAUACUCACAGACUCGAGGGUCUACGGGUACGUCACGGUAGUCAUGUCCGCAGAGGGGCUCCUCAGCGUGUUCAACGACACAACGGCACUGGAGAGGUCCUACGUAGCGAUCGUCUCCGCAGUUUACACAAACGCGACUAAGCUCGACGCGUACAGGUUCGUGUUCCCGCCCUUUGGGAGCACUUCUUCAAUCCUCAAUGAGACGUUCCCACUGAACAAUAACACUUUCCUCAGCAGCGCACUCCGACAGGGGAAAGGUGGGGCCCUCAAAUCAACAAGACUGUUCUACCGACUGAAACUUGCGGUAGGUUACUCCCCCUCGACGUCAAACUUGGCCAACUGGGUGGCCAUCGUCGCACAGGCGGAAUCAGUAUUCAUAUCGCCAGCAACAAAACUGGCCAAGAUUAUCGCGGGCACAGUCGUCGGGAUCGGCGUGUUCGCCAUGCUCAUCACUUUCCCGCUGGCACACUGGGCUGUCAAACCCAUUGUCAGGCUGCAAAAGGCCACAGAACUGAUCACCGAGAGCAGGGGUCUCAGACCGACUACGCCGACUUCAGGGAGCAGGGCAAACUCGAUACUCCGAGACAAGAGCUCGCUGAUAUCAUUCCCACUGCACCCCGUCUCAACGAACAAUAUCAACAACAAUAACAGCAAUGAGAAGGCACAACCGCCAUCGGAUCAGGACACAAACACGAACAACAGUUCCAGCUCGAUAGCAGUAUCAAAUAUAAGAGAGGAACACUCCCCACACGCGGACGGGGUCUUUUCAGGUAUCUCGCUGUCGAACGUCAGCGACAGACUGGAAAGAUUGUCGAACACGUCAAAGCAUUACACUACUGCCGUUAACCUGAUACAGGCAAGAGUGCCCAGUUACAGAGCUCUUUUCAAAGACGAGUUGUCGGACUUGACAGAGACUUUCAACACAAUGACGGAUGCACUAGACCAGCACUAUGCGCUACUGGAGGAAAGAGUCAGGGCAAGAACCAAACAGCUGGAGGCUGCCAAGAUAGAGGCAGAAACAGCUAACGAGGCCAAGACUGUUUUCAUAGCAAACAUUUCGCACGAAUUAAGAACCCCGCUAAACGGUAUACUGGGCAUGACUGCGAUCUCUAUGGAGGAGACUGACAUCGACAAGAUACGGAACAGUCUGAAACUGAUCUUUAGAUCAGGUGAACUGUUACUGCAUAUUCUAACCGAGUUGCUCACUUUCUCCAAAAACGUCCUGAAGAGAACUAAAUUGGAGAAGAGGAACUUCUGCAUAACAGAUGUCGCCUUACAAAUCAAGUCCAUUUUCGGGAAAGUCGCAAAGGACCAACACGUCAGGUUAUCGAUUAUCUUAUCUCCCAACAUGAUCAGAAGCAUGGUACUGUACGGGGAUUCCAACAGAAUCAUCCAAAUUGUGAUGAACUUGGUUUCCAAUGCACUGAAAUUUACUCCAGUGGAUGGGAAAGUUGAUGUUAGGAUGAAAGUCCUUGGCCUGUACGACGAGGCGCUGAGUGAAAAGUACAACCACAAUAAAGUGUAUGUGAAACCGGGGACAGAGAUCACCGAUUCUACUCCAUCACUGAAUGUCAAAUCCGAGGGGCAAGGCAAGGAUAAAUUUACUUCAGAUACGGCUUCGAAGAACAACACCUCUUCGGACACUGCCUAUGACGCGACCCCGACGACAGAUCGAGUCGCACAGGAGAGUGACGAAGAUAACAUGUACGAGGAUAACGAGUCCAUGAUUUCUUCAACGACAAGUUCGUACGAUGACGCCAUAUUCAACAGUCAGUUCAAAAAGACGACAAACCUGUACGACGAGGACGAUGAAAGUGAGAUGGGGGUCGAAUUGGAGACACCUAAGACGUGGGUUAUAUCAUUCGAGGUGGAAGACUCCGGUCCCGGUAUCGACAAGGGGCUUCAGGAGUCUGUCUUUGAGCCCUUUGUCCAAGGUGACCAGACAUUGUCCAGACAGUACGGUGGUACUGGUUUGGGGUUGUCGAUUUGUAGACAAUUGGCCGGGAUGAUGAAAGGUAAGAUGCUUUUGGAGAGUAAAGUUGGCGUCGGGAGUAAAUUCACGUUUACGCUACCGCUGACGCAGACGCGUGAGAUCAACUUUGCCAAUGUCGAAGACCCCUUUGAGGAUGAGUUCAACGCAAAGAGCAAGAAGAACAGGAAGGUUAAGUUCAGGAUGGCAAGAAGCUUGAAUAGCCGCAAGUCGAGAUCAUCUAUUGUCACUGCCGGUGCGUCCAGUCAUCACAGUGUUCAUACACGUACACCAACGAAGUCGCCUCGUCUCAAGUGCGAUAGAUCCGUCUCUGACAGAGUGGUAAUCAACUCUCCUGAGAGGACAGGGGAGAAUAUCACUUUCAGGAGCGAAAGUGACGACCAUCUGAGCCACAUGCAUCGCAACAGAGACAAAGAUCAUGAAAGGUUGAGCGCCAGCAACAGUACCAUGAGCCUUGACCGUCCAUUCUUGCAAAGCACGGGGACAGCAACGUCUACGCGGAGUAUCCCACAUUUAUCGUCCUUUAAGGAGGAGAAGCCGAACGAUCCACUGUUGAACGUUUCUAGCAGUGCUGAACAGACCAAGAAGACGUCCGAGGGGAACGGCGCGUACAAGAUUCUUGUUGCAGAAGAUAAUCACGUUAACCAAGAAGUCAUCAAACGAAUGCUGCAGCUGGAAGGUGUCAAAGACAUUGAUCUUGCCUGUGAUGGACAAGACGCGUUUGACAAAGUGAAACAGCUACAAGAUAAAGGUUCUCGCUACAACUUGAUCUUCAUGGAUGUUCAGAUGCCCAAAGUUGAUGGGUUAACGUCUACAAAGAUGAUACGACACGACCUACACUGUGACUUCCCGAUCGUUGCGUUGACCGCUUUCGCUGAUGACAGCAACAUCAAGGAGUGUUUGGAUGCGGGGAUGGAUGGAUUUUUGUCGAAACCGAUCAAGAGAACGAAGUUGAAGACGAUCUUGAAGGAGUUUUGCAGUGACGAAAGGGAGGAAGACUCGAAACCCGUUGAAACUUGA